GAUCGUUUGUGCGAUCGUUAUUUUGAUCGUCUCACGAAAUUUGAUUUGUGCAGUUGUCAGUUUUCACUUCAUUACUGUUUCGAAAGUGAAAAGCAGGCACGACGAAUGAUACAAAAUGCUGUUGAACGAUUGAGACCUGGUGGUUAUUUUAUUGGCACGUUGCCAGAUGCCGAAAGGAUCACGCACUGCAUCAGAAAUAGCGAAAAUGGAGUUUUUGCAAAUGGUAUUGUGCAGCUGGAAUAUGAAGAUGCGGAAAAUCUGAAAAAUUCUGAUUAUCGCCUUCCUAUUUUUGGUGCAUCAUAUCACUUUUCAUUAGAUACACAGGUAUGGGAUUUUUUGAACAAAUUCAGUGGUUAUGUUUGUCAUUAUCCAGAUGGGCAGGGCGUGCCGGCAGAUAGCGGGGGGGGG
Molecule: messenger RNA, 408 nt
Organism: Gongylonema pulchrum
Lineage: Eukaryota; Metazoa; Nematoda; Chromadorea; Rhabditida; Gongylonematidae
Source: the annotation of a GenBank genome assembly